AUGGCUAAAGUGUUCCAGCGAGUCUGUGCCGCCUUUUGCCAGGUUUUUCCUAUGGCCUAUGCUUUUUAUUGUGACCCAGACAAACCCUGGCUGCUGACCCAUCUAGCAAGUAAAUAUGUGUUUAAAAACAGAAGAGGCCGUCCUUCGGUGGCCAUAAAGCAAGUGUGUCUCCAAAAACAGCUCAAAAAGGAACAAAUUGUCGAUGAGCUCCUUGUCAUGAGGGACAACAAGCAUCCAAAUAUUGUUAACUAUUUAGACAGCUACCUGGUUAGAGAUAAACUGUGGAUAGUGAUGGAAUACCUAGACGGAGGCUCCUUAAGCGAUGUUGUUAAGGAAAUAAGCAUGAGUGAAGGAAUGAUGGCAGCUGUCUCUCGAGAGUGCCUGCAAGCACUGGCCUUCCUCCAUUGCCACCAAGUGAUCCACAGGGAUCUCAAAGGCGAUAACAUUCUUCUUGGAAUGGACGGAUCCGUCAAGUUGGCUGAUUUUGGUCUCGCUGCUCGCAUCACACCUGAGCAGAGCAAACGAAGCUCAGUCGUCGGCACAGCUCACUGGAUGGCCCCCGAAUAUCUAACUAAAGAAGAAUACGGACCCAAAGUGGAUAUUUGGGCACUGGGCAUCACAGUGAUAGAAAUGCUGGAAGGAGAACCUCCUUAUUUUUGGGAGCUUCCUCACAGGGUAAGGUGCAAAUACUACCAGAUAACCACUGUCCUUCUCAUCUGUCCCAUGUUUUGCCUCCAUUGAGAAAAAUACCGUUCCCACCAGAUUGAACUAGUUCAACCAAGGCCAAGGCAACAAAAAAAAGGCCCCAGAGCACAUCCACAUCCUCUAUAGCUUUAGUUGCAUCACUCUUGAAAAUAACCUGUAAAGCCUGUAAAGUCCAUCCUCAGAGAAGCAAAAGGGGCUUUUGCUGAUGGAGUUCCUCCUCACUUGGUCAGCCAAUGAAAUCAGCUGUCAAGGCAAGAUCAUUUGGAUGUUGGAAGACCUGUGGCUGCACUGGGGCCUUUUUCUUGGUAUCGAAAAAUCAUUUUGAACCCUCUGCCCGGGAAGAAACUGCCACUGGAGGAUGGAGCGUCAAAAAUGGGGUCUGUGGGAGCAGUUAGGGAGAUGAAAGAAAGAGGUAAAGUCCCGUGUUUCCUUUUCCUCCAGGCCAUGCAGCUCAUCAUUUCAAAGGGGAUACCGGAGCUGCAAAGCCGCGAGAAACUGUCCCCUGCAUUGCAGGACUUUCUGAACUGCUGCUUGCAGGCAGACGAGGACAGUCGAUGGUCUGCUGAGAAACUUCUGCAGCAUCCAUUUUUACUCUCAGCCUUGCCCCUCUCCGGCCUGACGACUGUGAUCAAUGCAGCAAACCAGCUGUGGGAGGCCAGAAGACAGAGGAAGGGUUUUGGCAUGCCUUCCUCCAGUUCCAUCGAUGGGUGGAACUCAGAACAAAACUGAAGGAGCCUCAUCCCCAGUGUAUACCCUGGGGGAGUCACACAGAGGAGGGGGCGCUUAGGAGUCGAUUAGGGCACAGGGCAUCACCACCAGCAGGUGGUGAGCAACUGCAUUGUACAUUGCUUGUUUUGCUUGGGUUUCAUCUCUUUCUUCGUUUUACUACUGUUACAAUUAGGAUUUGCAUUAGUAUUACUAUUAGUGUU
This is a messenger RNA of Manacus vitellinus (golden-collared manakin), 1634 nucleotides long. Its product is annotated as serine/threonine-protein kinase PAK 1-like. Lineage: Eukaryota; Metazoa; Chordata; Aves; Passeriformes; Pipridae. The transcript is spliced from 7 exons. The record is from RefSeq and is a predicted model, not a curated record. Gene Ontology annotation, cellular component: cytoplasm. The coding region runs from base 1 to 741 and encodes 246 amino acids. Gene Ontology annotation, biological process: regulation of actin cytoskeleton organization; protein phosphorylation; regulation of MAPK cascade. Gene Ontology annotation, molecular function: ATP binding; protein serine/threonine kinase activity.